GCGGAAGUACCCUCUGAACGUCCAUUAAAAGCAAAAUUAAUGGCUUUUGUAUAAAAUACUGUCAAAUGUAGAAGAACCGCGGACAACUGAGGGGUUUGCAGUGACAAAUGAUGCUUGAUAUCGAACAAAGAGGCAGCGAGCACCGCGCGUGAGCGGACACCGGAGCUGAUUCUCCGUAUGAAGGGGAGGAGGCUCAACAUGGAGGACUGCUUGCACACUUCCUCUGACAGUCUGGCUAAACUGGUCAAAUGGGCCCACAGUCACGGGACGAUCUGCACCUUGAUCCCCAACCUCAAACACAUGCUGAACGAGGGCUCUCACGGGACCCUCACGGCCCUGUGGGGAUGCAGCGCGGGGCACGCCUACCACUGGCCCCUUAACACCACCUGCAAAAAGACUAACAAGGAACGCAACCUAGAAAGCCGAAGCAUCAACACGGACAGCAUGAUCCAGGCGGUCUCCGUCAUGCAGAACACCUCAGAGCGCUUCCUCGGCAGCGCCACCAAAAACAAGGGCGAUCCCAGUCAGAUCCACGACUCCUGCGACAUCUCUAACUGCAGCGAGCCGUCUGAGAUGGACGACAACGGCGAGGAGUACAACAGCCACCUGUACGACAUCGUCUGCGAGUCCUCGGCCACCGACGAAGACGGCGACUCCGACUUCAAUCAUGCCUCAAAUAUCACGCCCAGGAAAAGAUCGGGAGCUGAGGACAGCACUGACCUGGCGUUGAAGAAAAUCAAACAGGAGAGAGGCGAAGACUAUUACAGUGUGGCCAACCCUCAGAUGCCCAGCAGCUCGGAUGUGAAGCUCACUACACAGUCACCCAAACCCAACGUCCAGACCACCCCAUCAUCCAGGUCUUCGAUGUCCCAGAAGCCUUCCUCAGUAGACGGGGACUCCAUGAUGGUGUCCUCGUCUCCGCUGGAUGGCUCCCCUUCGUCUAUGAUCAAACUCCUGCGUGCACCGUUCCACGUGACCCAGAACAAAAUGCAGGUGAACUCGAACCCAGCUUGCAGUCAGAGUUUGGCCAGCUUGCCCCAUUCGGGAAGGAUUGACGCUAUGGGGGUGCUGCACAGGGACGAGUAUCCCAGGCCUUCUUUGUCUUACGGAGAGGCUUCUAUGGGUGUGAACCCUGAGAUGGAUCUUCUAGCAGCACAAACACUUAAUACAGAAGCUCGAGCGGACAACUCAGCAGACAUGGAUGAAAGAGCAUACAGAGAACAGAAUGAGAAGACCAUUCGCAGCACCCAAACAGCUCUUCGCAACUUUCGGGACUUUCUGUUUUCUAAGUAUCCAAACGAGACCAGAGAGAUAUACUUCAUCCCCUGCCAAGAGUUGGACAUCUACUUGGCCUCCUUCUUCGUGGAUGCACGCCAAAGGGAUGGCUCGGAGUAUGAGCCCAACAGCCUGGCCAACUACCAAUGUGGACUGGAGCGUUAUCUGAAGGAGCAUCACUACGCCUACAGCAUUACAAGAGACCGGGAGUUCCAGAGAUCCCAGGAUGCCCUCAAGCAAAAGCAGCUGGAGCUCAAGUUCAAAGGCAAAGGCAACAAACCCCACAAGUCAAUGAAGCUGACCUUUGCUGAUGAAUUGCUCCUAAGGAAACGGGGGCUUCUGAGUCGCUUCAACCCUGAGGGUCUGCUUAACCUGGUGUGGCUCAACAACACCAAGGCUUUUGGACACUGUACAGGCUUCCAUAGCUCCAUGCUCAAAUGGGGAGAUGUGCGUUUGCUCACCACAGAAACAGGACUAGAGUGUCUGGAGUGGACCUACCAGGAUUUUACUGACCCUAAUGCCAGAAACCGAAGGUCCACAACUGAGUGCCACAUCUAUGCUACCCCACAUGCCCCUCAAACCUGCCCUGUGCAGGACUACAAGGAAUAUGCUCAGCGCAGACCUCAAGCAAUGCUCUUUGAAGAUGCCCCCUUUUAUCUCUCCAUCAAGCCGGUGGUCAACCUCGCCGCCCUGCAUUGGUACAAUUGCCAAGCUCUGGGAAAGAACAAAUUAGCAAAGAUGGUGAAGACCAUGUGUGAGAAAGGCAACAUUCCAGGGAGAAAGACCAAUUUCAGUGUUUACCAGAGUUGCAGCUCCUUGUCCGAGGCCCAGAGCAAUCAGCUAGUCCUGAUCUGCAAUGACCUCAGGCAACAAGCCGUUCAGUCAGGGAGUUCCCAUCCUGGCAGCACCAACUUUGUCAUUACUGGUUCUUUUGACUCUACUGACUCUGCUUAAAGCUGAAGUGUAAUUUUUGAGCCACUAGUAGCAUCAAACCGAUCUGCUGUUUCCAAGCAAGUUUCCCAAACACUUCUUCUGUCUUCCAUUUUUUGGACAAGCAGGUAGUCCUGACCCAAAUGCAUGGCAUUUGGUGAACAAGAAGUUGAUGUUUUGGACAGCUUAAACCAAUCAGCCAAGGUUCGGGUGAUUAGGAAGGUUCAGUUAGCCACUGUUGACAGAUGCCUACACCAGGAGUUACCAACUUUCGGACAUGAAGUGCCAUUUUUUUUCCAUUUAAAAUGAUCUGUUUUCUGAUAACCUUAUAUUUGCCAAGUGACAAUUUGGAGGGCUCUUCAAGCCUCUAAUGAACUUAUAUUUCUCCCUAGUCUGCUGCCUUUUGUGUCACUCAGGAUAGUCGCUUGUGAAGGGCUUGGGACUAUGCAUGUUCUCGUGAUGCCAUCAGCCAAUCAGUGUUGUCAGCAUGUCUCAGUGUAAUUUUGCAGUGGCUCCAGAGUUAUUAGUCACAAGGCAUUCACAGCUCAAGUGAUUGGAUCAGAAAAAAAGUCUGUGUCCAUGUUCAAAGAAAGUGGAUUCUUACAGAGGUCUUGCGCCAGCUGAGCAAAUGCCUUUUGGAUAAAUGGGAAUGCUAAUGGAUAUUUCUUUUUUUAUGUAUGGCUUGAAUAAACCAAGAAAGGGCCACAGAGUCACUGUGUUUACACUCCUAAGUCAGUCUACAAAUGGUUGCAUGGUACGGGAGGAAGUAAUUUAUCAUUAGAAAACAUACAGCAGCUUUAAAUUCAGUUGUAUGACUGAUUUAGGCCAUCAUGUUUCAUGUCUCAAUGCUCUUUAAGGUAAGUCUUAAUUGUUGUUUCUGUGUAUGAAACUAUGUUGUUCUCUUUUUGUCUUGAUUAUAUUGUAACUACACUUGUCUUAUGUGCAAUGCAAAAGGUUCUUUAUCCAGUGCAGUAUUAAGUCAUCUUAAGGCAUUUGGAUGCUAAUUUUGUGUUAUAGUAUUUUUACGAUGUAUGGCAACAAUUGCGAGUUUGAUGUUGAAGCUAAUUUGUCAGUCCAGUUAUUCCAUAUAUGUUGUAAACUUAUGAAUGUAGUGGAACUAAUCCUGCUAUUACUCGUAUAUAUUCCCGUUUUGGAAAUAUUCUGUGUUAAUGUAGAUAUUCUCUUCAAUAGUGAGCACUUAUCAGAAAUGGUUCAUUGUUAGAUACUGUAUGUGUUAGAUAUGUUACAGUUAUGUGCCUGUUCAACAUAUGUGCCUGAUAUUAUAGAAUUUAUUCUAGAACAUACACAACAA
Molecule: messenger RNA, 3517 nt
Organism: Carassius carassius (crucian carp)
Lineage: Eukaryota; Metazoa; Chordata; Actinopteri; Cypriniformes; Cyprinidae
Exons: 3
Coding region: 178-2229 (683 amino acids)
Source: RefSeq, a predicted model, not a curated record